CUAGUAUAAAAGAAACUGUGUAAUCAGCUUCAGCAAACAGUGACUGAGCUAUUCUCUUUAAAGUUGACAUUAAAGAAAGGAAGAAUCAAAGAUGAAGUUAUAUUUAGGAGCUCUUGUAGUAAUUUUCGCAGUGGUUUUGUGUGUGAGCAGUGAAAGCAUUUCGGAAGAUGAAGUUGCAGAACUAAUCAGUGAUUACAAUCAUCUAUACAAAAACUAUGAAGGAGAGAAGAAUGCACCGAUUCGUGAAAUGGCCCAAAAAACAAAGGAUCUGACGCUAAAGUAUUUUAAAACAGUCGGAAUCGAAAUAGCUAAACACAUGUGCAACAGUCUUGAUAAUAUUGUGGCAUCAAUAAACAAAAUUGAUGAUUAAGUUUAAACAUAUUUUUAAUGUUAUCAGAACUUCAAUAAAUAUUUAAAUUUUUCUGCCUUAAAAAAGGUGUUCAAAUAAAAUUUCAUGAGAUAUUUUGCAUUCAUAAUUUCGUGAUUGCCGAUUACAAAAUUAAACAUGCUUAUUCAUAUUUGAUUAGAAAAAAUGAAAUAUCGUGUCAUAUUUCAUGAAAUAAAGCAUUAGCCAAUAAAUUUAUGAAAAAAAGAAAAAAUAUAACACUACACUCCUGGUGGGGAUCGAACCCACGACUUUUGGAUUAGAAGUCCAACACGCUUUCCUCUGCGUCACAGGAGCAGUU
Messenger RNA from Chironomus riparius, 686 nucleotides. The record is from the annotation of a GenBank genome assembly. Lineage: Eukaryota; Metazoa; Arthropoda; Insecta; Diptera; Chironomidae.